GUUGUUUCUUCAGAGUAUUCUUCUACUUGAUUUUCUUUCCUUAACUUGGUCCUUCAUUUGAACCGUAAACCAUCCAGACUCGGUUGGCACCCGACUAGUACGACAUUUGACGCAUUCGAGCUAGAACACGACAAAAUGUCUUUGAUGCUCUCUGAUAACCUGGCUCCCCAGCCAGUGACGGAUAUCUUCACCAGCGACACCAACAUUGACAGACGGAAAUGCCACCGCACUGUGCCUAUGAAAGUGCUAGCCCUCGGCGUUGGCCGAACAGGAACAGCUUCUCUCCGCAUUGCUCUUGAGCGUCUUGGGUACGUCAAGUGCUACCAUAUGAUGUCUGCCAGUAUGGAGAAUCCUCCAGACUGCCUGAUGUGGCACGAUGCUCUCAAUGCCAAAUACGACGGUGUGGGUGAAUUCGGUCGCAAAGAGUGGGAUCAGCUUCUGGGAGACUGCCAGGCUGUUUGCGACUGGCCAGCCUGCGCUUUCGCCAAGGAACUGAUCGAAGCCUACCCCAACGCAAAGGUCAUUCUGACCACCCGUGAUGUGGACUCAUGGCAUGCCUCCGUCAUGAAGACCGUCUACUGGCGUGUCUCCGACCCCGAGCACCGCUUCGUUUCCAACUUCAGCUGGGCUGCGAGCAUGUAUUACCCUAUGCUAAACAAGUUCUUCAACACCUUCUUCCGCGGCGACUUCCCCAACAAGGGCAAGCAGGUCUACGAGGACCAUGUCGCAGAGGUCCGCAGCCUCGUUCCCCCAGAGAGGCUCCUCGAGUACAAGAUCAGCGACGGCUGGGGCCCGCUGUGUGAGUUCCUCGGCGAGGAAGUUCCGGACACUCCCUUCCCCCGUGGAAACGACAUGGCCGACUUCUUCAAGCGCUGCCGUGGUCGCAACAGGCGCCAGAUGGCCAACGCCGCACUGCAGGCUGUUACCAUGGGCGGUGCCAUCAUCGCUGCUGGGUUCGCUGCUACCAUGGCUUUCAAGCGUUUCUCUCGGUGAACUGUUCUACGUUCCUCAAAUCUUGCCUUCUACUCUUGUGGUCCGCGCUGGACGUGGCCAUGACUUUCUCAAGCAUCAUACCUUCAGCUGUGGGAUUUUUUCCGUUUUCUGUCUU
Molecule: messenger RNA, 1108 nt
Organism: Aspergillus nidulans FGSC A4
Lineage: Eukaryota; Fungi; Ascomycota; Eurotiomycetes; Eurotiales; Aspergillaceae
Product: sulfotransferase family protein
Exons: 3
Coding region: 136-993 (285 amino acids)
Source: RefSeq, a predicted model, not a curated record